Molecule: messenger RNA, 348 nt
Organism: Acanthoscelides obtectus
Lineage: Eukaryota; Metazoa; Arthropoda; Insecta; Coleoptera; Chrysomelidae
Source: the annotation of a GenBank genome assembly
UAUAUCUUCAGGCAUGCACUUGUGUUCGAAUUCCGUACAGUACAGCUUCUAGCUUCUUGAAAUACUGAAAGUUUUCGCUAAAUUCAUUUGAGAAGUAUUAUCUUGUCGAAGGUUUGUCAAUGUUGAUUAUUCUGAUAUAUUAGUCUGACUCUAUUUAAUCAAUGACGGGCCUUAUUUAAUGUCACAUAGGAUUUUGUUGAAGUGUCAAACCGUCGCGCGAGAGUUGGAGCCCUAUUUCUGUUUCAAAACCCCAGCAUCUGUUACAUCGAAGAUCUGUGGCAUCGCUCUGUGGUCUGCUAAGGCCAUCGGUAAGUACCCAUAUUUAGAAUGAAUUUUGCAUGGUAGAUC